Acanthaster planci (crown-of-thorns starfish) is the source of this 3479-nucleotide messenger RNA. RefSeq names its product dynein regulatory complex subunit 1 (gene drc1). The record is from RefSeq and is a predicted model, not a curated record. Gene Ontology annotation, cellular component: axonemal dynein complex; axoneme. Gene Ontology annotation, biological process: regulation of cilium movement; axonemal dynein complex assembly; cilium-dependent cell motility. Lineage: Eukaryota; Metazoa; Echinodermata; Asteroidea; Valvatida; Acanthasteridae.
CUGUCAUGUAAACAUACACAAUUUUUUACGUUAGCAACCGCAGCUGCAGGGAAUGAGCACUUUUCGUAAUUCAGCUCAAACGAAAAACGCGUAAACACGGUAAAAAUGAACGGACAUGACGAAGAAGAGGACAGUGGUCCUUCUGUGGAUUCCACAGAUCCAGAGGAGCGUAUUGCUGCCCGAAGGAUUCGCAUUUCAAAGCGAGUAGAGAUGGCAAGAAGGGAAGCCCUGGGAGAAGAUCCCAGCUCUUUGAAGAAAGAAGAUAAGGAAGAACAAAGCAAGAGCAAACGGCAGAUAGAAGACAGCAGACAGCGCCUGACUAAACUUGAAUCAGAUGGGUCAGAGCUUGUGACUAACGUGCGAGUUGCAGCCGAUGCCAGGGAGGCCCACAGACGGACUGAGGAAGAAGAAAUCCAGAGACAGAGGAAUGAGAAGCUGGAAGCAGAAGCCAAAGCAGGCAUGGAGCGCUUUGACGAGAUCACCAAAAAGUGGGAGCAGGCUAACAGUAGGGACCUACCCAUGGAACUACACGACCUGCUGAAACAACAGAAGUCACUGUCGGAGGCCAUGAUUGAUGAGAAGAACAAACUCAUCAAUGACUUCCAGAUGGAGCUUAAGAGUAAAGAUGACCAGUAUGUGAAGGAUUUGAAGAAGCAAGCCGAGGAUAUCGAUCUGAUGAUUGACCGAAUGGAAGAACAGGUGAAGAACCUGACCAAAGCCUACCGAGAUGAACUCACCCAGAUUGAGAAAUCCUUUGAGACGGAGCGUGGCGAGCUGCUGGACAAUAGCCGUCGCAAGUGGGAGCAGGCACUGACGGGGCGGGGCGAGCAAGAGCUGGAGUACAUGAGACAGCGGGAGCGGCGGGUGGAGGAGUACGACAAGCAACUGCAGCACCUGCGCAUCCAGGAUGCCGACGAGUACAACAUGGUGAAGAUCAAGCUGGAGACAGACGUACAGGUUUUAGAGCAGCAACUUCAGCAGAUGAAAGCGACAUACCAGCUGAACCAGGAAAAACUGGAGUACAACUUCCAGGUCCUCAAGAAACGCGACGAGGAAAACACCAUCACCAAAUCCCAGCAGAAACGCAAGAUCACAAGACUCCAGGAUGUUAUGAACAAUCUGAAAGUCAAGCUGUCCAAGCAGGAGAAGCAAUAUCGGGAGGAGAAUCAGGGUCUAGCCGAUGACUACAAACGCAUCACGGAACAGUUCAAGGAACUCCAGAAAAAAUCCAAGCACUUCCAGGCAACUGACACCAGAAAGUUCCAUGACAUAUGGUGCAUGAACGAGGAGGAAGUCAAGGAACUAGCCAGCAGGUGUCUAGAGCAGGACCGCAUCAUAACCCAACAGCAGCUCGGCAUGUCAUGGAAGACACCCCAAGAUACAUGGUUCAUGGACAACGUGGGACCCAUCCGCAGCCAGAAGAGCCAACAAGAGGCCAAAGCCACCUCGGCACACGAUGUCCUCAGAGAGGUCAUGUCCACGGAGACCAGCGUCCAGGGGGAUGAGGAGACAGUGGUGGAUUCGCAGCCAGAUGGUCCUCAGUCAGGCGAGGACGGCAGGGCCCCUGUUGAGGAGGAGGGAGAGAAGACAAAAAUCUCAGUGAAGACAAUCAAGAGGGUGCUGGAGCUGCUGUGUGAUGAAUCGGGUUUCCUUGUAGAGUCCAAGCUGAACACCCUUCUUGCGCCACUGGAGAAAGACGAGAGAAAUCUCAUGAAGCUGGACGCCAUCUUUGGGGCUCUGGGCGUUGAGACAGAGGAGGACGUCCAUAAGCUAGCCAACUUCUUCAUCAAGUAUCAGACGCUGGCGGAAGCGCCGGCAGGCGAAGGCCAAACGGCAGAGGAGAAAGCUGUCGAUGCUCCCUUCACUGUGGAUACUGAAAAACAGGCAGUGACUGAUGAUGGUGAUACUGACGCCCAGGCCCUGUCACACCACACAGCAUCACAGGUAGCCCAACCCUCGACGACUGAGGCGGGGCAGGCCCCCGAGGGGGCGGAGGAUAUUGAACAGGAUGAGUUUGAAGAGGGAGAGAAUGCUGAGAUCCUGGAGGUGACAGGAGGGCAAGAGGAAACGGCCGGCUCCAUCCGAUCGGUCCGCUCUGAUGCUCCUGAGCUGAUCCAUCCAAACGACGUGGCAAAGGCACUGAGGGAGUUUGUCAACCAACACAGCAAGCCGACAAAAGAAAAGGUCAAAUUCCAGACAUUCCGCAUCAUAUCUGGGGAGGAGCGAGACGACAGUGAGGAUGCAGCUUAUUGGGCUAGUUUCCCGUCAGUUCUGUCUGAGAAACAGGAGAAAGUAUGGAAAGCCCUGCUGGAUGGCCUGGAAAAAUACAGUGAUGUUCUCAACCAGCGUGCCAAGCUGAUCACCGAGACGGAUUCUCUACGUCAACAGAACGCAGAGCUGCGCAUGCUCCUCCACCAGUACAUCAAUUCGAAGGUCAACCAAGAACUGGAGAUCCCUCCCACGAAAGUCCUUAACCUGGAUGUCCCGCAGUAGUGAGUCAACGAUGAAAUAUCCCCGUUCUCCUGUGGUGAUGCCUACUCAAAUAUGAUGGGAUAUAUUUUUUCCCCUGAAAUCGUCUUAAAAGCAUGGGGCCAACCAUCCCAGUUCCAUGAUUGCAUUUUGCAUUAAGAGACUCUCGGAUCCAACUGCUGGAAAAUCCUGUUCUGGAAAUGUUUCAUUAGGAACAGGGAACCUCACUUCAAGUGGGAACCAUCCUUGUUUCGGACACGUUCUCGGCUAUGCUAUACGGAAAAGCCAAUGUGUUGUGUUCACAUAAAAACAUUCCAUUAAGGAAUUCAAAUUAGUGUUCCCAGUUUACUCCAGUCUGAACAUUAUGCUAGAUUGAAGGUUCGCCACGAGAGACACUAAAACUUUUCAAAACUUGUGUGCACUUGGUCGUUGGCAUAAGAGUUAAUGGUGCACCGAUCUUGUUCUAGGCCUUGGGUUUUUGCACAGGUCUAAGUGCAGUGCCUGCUGUGUCUAUUGGAUUAUCUGGUGCCCUUGCACGGUUGUGCACAAAGCAUUGAAAGAACAUAUUCAUUGCAUGUUCCAAUGACACAUACGUGUGGAACAGGUUCUGCUGGGGCACAAUGUAAAGGUGCAAGUCAAAAAGACUACAGCCAAUGUGACUUCAGGAAACAUUCAUUUUCCUGGGGAAAAAAACUCCAGUAGCAAUAUGCAAACAUAUUUACCUUUUGAAGCUUCCCAAACAUCAAUCCUUCACCCAGUAUCAGUCACUAUAUCACUCUUUCCUGAGGGACUAGGGAGAAUCUUUCUGUAUUUUUUUCCAAGUCCUUGUUUGGACUGCUGUGUAUGAUAUGUUUCACCGAUAAAGAAAAUCUAACCCCAUCUAUUUUUUUAAUCUUCUAAUACAAGUAAUUCUAAAGAUCCCUUCCUGUUUUGAAACGGUGUGUACAAAUGUACAUUGUAUUGAAGAGUUUUGACUGAAUAAAGUCUGUAUGAUUUGGAAAACCAGAAAA